Molecule: messenger RNA, 1545 nt
Organism: Octopus bimaculoides (California two-spot octopus)
Lineage: Eukaryota; Metazoa; Mollusca; Cephalopoda; Octopoda; Octopodidae
Product: inositol monophosphatase 1
Biological process (GO): phosphatidylinositol phosphate biosynthetic process; inositol metabolic process; signal transduction
Molecular function (GO): inositol monophosphate 1-phosphatase activity
Source: RefSeq, a predicted model, not a curated record
UUAAGCAUCUUAUUUUCGUCAUAGAGGCCUUAAUAUUGAAGUGUUUUUAAAGCAACAUGUUUACUUUAAGACUACAAAAGAUGUAAUUAACCACCGCAUGGGCUAAAGUAUCUAAUCAUCACAUACGUAUACACACACACAGACACAUCUGAGUAUAAUUACUAAGUCGGUGUAGAGCCGCUUUAAUUGGAAUUCUCAUCGUAACAGCCUCCCUUUCAUCAAUUAAAAUGAAUAGUACAUAAGCAUUUUGCAGUCGUCAUCAUCAUCACUUUAAUUAUAAAGCAUUUCACAAUUACUUACCUAUAUCAAGAGAUAAAUUUAACUGCAUUCUAGAGAUCAGCUCUAUCAAUAUACGAGUAUUCCAUAAAGUAAAGGUUGAUUUGUCUUCUACUUUAAACUAUGGCAAAUAUUACUUUGAGCGAAGAAGAACUGUGUGAAAUUUAUGAAACAGGGAUUCAGCUUGCAAAAGAAUGUGGACAUAUGAUUAAAGAAUGUUUUUACCGAGACAAAAAAGUGACAACAAAAGCCUCUUAUGCUGAUCUUGUUACUGAAACAGACCAAAAUGUGGAGAAAUUUUUUACUAAAGAGAUAAAAAAACAUUAUCCAGGACAUAGUGUCAUUGGAGAAGAAACCACAGCUGAUGGUAAGAAAAUUGAGUUUACUAAUAAUCCAACAUGGAUCAUUGAUCCAAUUGAUGGGACUACUAACUUUGUACAUAAAAUACCAUACACAUGUAUUUCUAUUGGAUUGACAGUCAACAAAGAGCCAGUAAUUGGAAUUGUGUAUAACCCAAUCACAGAUGUAUUUUUUAAAGCAAGAAAAGGACAUGGUGCAUUUUGUAAUGACAAAAAGAUAUCAGUGACUGGUUUAGAAGAGAUAGAGUCAGCCAUGUUUAUUAUGGAAUUUGGCUCUAAUAGAGAACCAGACAAGAUGGCUAUCAAGUUUAGGAACCUCUUCAAUCUAAACAAAGCAAGUCAUGGCUUGAGAGCAUAUGGUUCUGCUGCACUAAAUAUGUGUAAUGUUGCUCAAGGAGAAGGAGAUGGAUAUGCAGAACAUGGCAUCCACUGUUGGGACAUUGCUGCUGGGGCUGUUAUUGUGAGAGAAGCAGGAGGAGUUGUAAUAGAUCCUUCUGGUGAUAAAUUUGAUGUAAUGAGCCGAAAGGUUUUAGCAGCAGCAAGUAUGCCACUAGCAUUAAAGAUGUCUGCUGUGUUGGAAGAUCCUGGAUUUGAAAGAGACUAACAACAGUAAAAUGAAUAGGGACACAUUACAGUUACUCUGCUCUUUGUUGUUGAUGUUGUGAAGGCUAGACCUUACUGCCAUUAGCCAUUAAGUUUCAGUAGAGUUGAUAGUGAUCCUCUGAUGGCUUCUUCUGGUCAAAAUAGAAAGAUGUGAAUAGUUCUGAAAAGAAUUAAUGAGUGCAGAGUUCAGUAAUUAUUUUAGCAAACAUCUCUUGCUUUUAAUUUUGUCAUGAUUCACUAAAACAAAAUCUACCAAUGAUCUAUAACUGAUUUUCAAAAUUAAAUCUAUGUUUCAUCUUCAAUCAAA